This is a messenger RNA of Agrilus planipennis (emerald ash borer), 1249 nucleotides long. It is a transcript of the gene hry, whose product is annotated as protein hairy. Gene Ontology annotation, cellular component: nucleus. The transcript has 3 exons. The record is from RefSeq and is a predicted model, not a curated record. Gene Ontology annotation, biological process: anterior/posterior pattern specification; regulation of neurogenesis; regulation of transcription by RNA polymerase II. Lineage: Eukaryota; Metazoa; Arthropoda; Insecta; Coleoptera; Buprestidae. The coding region runs from base 176 to 1087 and encodes 303 amino acids. Gene Ontology annotation, molecular function: DNA-binding transcription factor activity, RNA polymerase II-specific; protein dimerization activity; RNA polymerase II cis-regulatory region sequence-specific DNA binding.
GCGCUGUUGAUCGAGCACCAUCCUCGCGUGCAGUUACGGUUAACUGAGAGCGUGUAAACUUUCAACCUCGUAGUCGUUAAUAUUAAUUGACGCGAGUAUUUUUACUCGUCUACAUCGUUACUAUUGUGUGACUAUUGUAUUUGAAAAGAACAACUCAGUGUUUUCCGUUCUCCUCAUGGUUACUGGAAACGAAAAUAUUAAUAUGGGAAGUGCACCAAUGCCAAACAAUCCCACGGUUGACUCCAGUGGACCCACAAAACGGGUUAGUGACAGUAGAAGGAGUAACAAGCCAAUCAUGGAAAAACGAAGACGAGCUCGCAUUAACAAUUGCCUUAAUGAAUUAAAAACGCUCAUUUUGGAUGCAAUGAAAAAAGAUCCAGCUAGACACUCGAAGUUGGAAAAAGCGGAUAUUUUAGAGAUGACCGUAAAACAUCUGCAGAACCUCCAACGACAACAGGUAGCUAUUUCUGCGGCCACAGAUCCGUCUGUAAUAAACAAAUUCAGAGCCGGCUUCGGUGAGUGUGCAAACGAAGUCGGUCGUUUUCCUGGUUUAGAUCCGGUAGUAAAACGACGUCUACUUCAGCACUUGGCCGCAUGUUUGAAUCAGGGUAAACCGGAGCAACCCCACGUCCAAGUUCACAUUAUACCGUCACAAUCGUCCGAAUUACAACCUCAACAGCAUUCCACUGGUGGACUGAUACUGAGUAAUGGAAGUGGAACGGGCGUGCAACUGGUACCUACCCGUCUACCGAAUGGUGAUAUUGCCUUGGUACUUCCGUCAACUUCGACGACAACAGGUUCUACGGGAAGUAACAAUAACAAUAGCACUACCGCUUCCUCCUUACCGCUUCUGGUUCCCAUUCCCAACAAUAGAACAUCGUCUGUGGCCUCGCCGUCUUCCACUUCGUCUGCCAGUCCAGAACCUAUGGACUCUUUGUAUUAUGGUUCUUCUACAAUUCAAAAACCGUUGUCGUUGGUUAUACGAAAAAUCGAACAGAAGCGAGAGGAAGAAAGGUGGCCUCCGAGACCUCUUGUAAUGAGACAAUCGGAUCAACCGGAGGAUGAGAAACCUUGGAGACCGUGGUAGUAGUUUGUAAUGGUAAAAAAAAACUGUUGUGUUUUCGGUGCAAUUCAUGUUCAAAUGUUUUCUCUUUAACGGUGGGUGCAAUUCGUGCGUACCUAUCGACUUAUAGUGCCUUACUGUACAUACAUAUUACAUCUUGUAUUAGUAUUAAACGUGGUUGUGAUA